ACACAUUCUUAUUUUGAGUUUCAUCCAAAGGGAGAUAUUGAGAUGUCUGCAGAAAACGAUUCCAACAGGAGUACUUUGGAAGAAGCUGAAGAGAAAUUGAAGAGUGCAGUUCAUACUGGAACGGAGAAAGUGACCCAGGUUUUGAGCGACGUCAAAGAAACUGUCAGUGAAAAAUAUAAGGAGUGGACAGCACCCAAAAGCAAACAGGAAGAAGCCCAAGACAAGGCACAGGAGGCGAAGGAAGAAAUAAGGAAAGCAGGGUCUGCAAUCAAAGAGAGUAUGAGCGCAGCAUCAGAAGCGAUAUCGGAGAAAGCCGAAAAGAUCAAGGAAGAAGUGAAGGAGUGACCGCCCUAACUCGUUCUUUUACUUUUUAAUGUUGAGAUACUUUAGUGGUUUUGAGGUUUGCAAGAAAUAAAAUAGCAUAUUUGAAAGUUUUUAUCUGUUGAAUAGACCGAAUAGUAAAGGGCGCGUUUUCUAAUUUCCAGGCAAUAACGUUGCUCCAGUUCUGUAGCGGGUUAUUCCGUACUCUUGUUGAAGGCCCUCCACCCUGCAAGAACCAGAAAGAGCUCGUAAAUAAUACUUGGGAGUAUUUUUACAUAGGAAACUAUAUGAACAGCUCAUUUACUCUCAAAAACUCUGUAUCAAGUACUAUUUUUUACUCUUUAAUCUUCAUAGAAGGGACUAAUAGCAUCUAGAAUGGAAUUGGCCCAGGUUACUUUACUGAAAGCUCAAAUCUAUUUGAAGCUCCAUAGUAUUUAGAGAAAGGUGCAACGAUUUCAUUAUACUGAAACCUUUCAUCUGUUCAGACAUAUUGAAGCUUUAUCACAAGUAACUGUUGGUGAUGAGUUUUACGAUAUAUGUUCAAUUUUAGAAAAGUUUUCCUUUAAGAGACAUAAGAACUCGAGGUUAUAACAAUACAGUUGCGUAAUUUUUUGUUGGCGUUAUCUAGAUUAUUCUUUUUAAAGCCAAGUUCACGUCAUUGGACAUCAACGACAUGAAAAUACCUUGUGAUAUGCCAAAGAAAGGUAGAGCGGAGGAU
Galdieria sulphuraria is the source of this 1039-nucleotide messenger RNA. RefSeq lists its product as uncharacterized. NCBI's taxonomy places the organism in Eukaryota, Rhodophyta, Bangiophyceae, Galdieriales, Galdieriaceae. Bases 43 to 345 code for a protein of 100 amino acids. The transcript has a single exon. The record is from RefSeq and is a predicted model, not a curated record.